Molecule: messenger RNA, 2091 nt
Organism: Sardina pilchardus (European sardine)
Lineage: Eukaryota; Metazoa; Chordata; Actinopteri; Clupeiformes; Clupeidae
Product: homeobox protein Hox-B3a-like
Exons: 5
Coding region: 503-1666 (387 amino acids)
Biological process (GO): embryonic skeletal system morphogenesis; anterior/posterior pattern specification; regulation of transcription by RNA polymerase II
Cellular component (GO): nucleus
Molecular function (GO): RNA polymerase II cis-regulatory region sequence-specific DNA binding; DNA-binding transcription factor activity, RNA polymerase II-specific
Source: RefSeq, a predicted model, not a curated record
AUUGGGAUUUCCGUCUCCGUGCAGCGUUGAAAGUGUCAGAACGUCACCGAAGGCUUUGCUCAUUUUUCAUAUAAGUCGACGUUUUUUUUCGAUAGGUUCAUUAUGUGUACUAGCCUCGAACCUUGGCUACAGUUAGUUACGAUGAAUGACGAUAAGCCAGUUGCUUCGUUUGGAGGACUCUCUCGACAGAUGAAAAAUGACCAACAAAGCAACAGAUGUGGACGGAUACUCUCUGAGGAACCAGGCAAGAUAGGCUACUUCGUUUUUGCCUCCAUAUUUUUCAACCCAUAUUCCUGGAUAACAUGAAUCACCCCAAAGAAGACGAAUUGUCCGCACAAAGGUUCUUCAUACCAAGGAGACUAUUGGGUCCUCAGGUCUCCAAAGCUGAUCUCACUGUCCAUCCAUUUGGUCAUCCUCCGAGAGGCCUUUGGAGCGGCACUGUCACGUGACUUCUGGUGCCGAUGUGUCCUCAGAGAGUCUAGGCGCCCAGGCUCCUUAGCUGAUGAAAACACCUCUGGAGAUGCAGGAAACAGCACUAGCUGUCGACUCCUCGGGUUUUGACGCGUACCCACUUCAGGGAUUUGGCUUCGAUGGCGCGCCUCCUGGUUUCCAAGCCUCAGCGCAGUCGGAGAGAGCCGCUUGUUUGCAGCAGUGUUUUGAUAACUGCACCCCAUGCCAACACAGGGAGUCUGGUGCGCAGAAUACGGGUUGCUUAAGCGCAUGUCCACCAAAUGGCCUUCCUCACAGCUCUGCCAUUCCAACCCUCAGUUCAGACGGCUCCUUGAUACAACCUGGGGCCCAAGAGGAAAGAAAUACGACCUCGUCCUUCGUUCACAACAGCAAGUCCAGCAAACAAGUCUUUCCUUGGAUGAAGGACUCAAGGCAGAAUUCUAAAGUAAAGCGCAGCCCCCCAAGCGCGCAUACAGUUAACGAGGAAAGUGGCAACGGAGGGAAAAGCCCUGCGACUCCAUCUGCUUCAAAAAGGGCUCGAACCGCCUACACGAGCGCCCAACUCGUGGAGCUGGAGAAGGAGUUCCACUUCAAUCGUUACCUGUGCCGCCCACGGCGAGUCGAGAUGGCGAACCUACUCAACGUUAGCGAGAGGCAGAUUAAAAUCUGGUUUCAGAACCGAAGGAUGAAGUAUAAAAAAGACGAAAAGUUUAAGGGGAUAUCAGUGACGUCCUCCCCGGAGUCGUCUCCCAGUGGAAGUCCCACUCUGUGUUUGCGAACAGGCUUUAUUAAUUCUAUGUCCUCAGCUGGUCAGAGUGAUGAUAUGUUUCUGGCAUCGUUGAACAUGUCUCAGUGCGGUGGGUAUGGUAUGCAGCACUCCACAUUCUCGAAUACCCCAAAGUCUUGCCCCUCCUCACAAAAAUACUUCAAUUCGACUUAUGACCAUCACGACGCAUCGAAUCGCAGUUAUCUCGCACCCAGCGUUCAUGGAAGCCCAGGGUUUGUGGGAGAGAGCUAUGAAAGUCCAGCAUCUGUCUACAGACUCAAUCACUUAUCACAGAUUGAGUGUCAUGACCUCGAUAGCUCCGUGCAAGUGCCAGCGAGCCCACAAUAUGAACUGUGUGAAUCAGAUGUGCCCUACAUUCAGCAAACACAGUACUCGCCUACACAUUCUCAGGACAGACUUGUUCAAGCUGAUAGGUUAACACAUUUGUAAUCAUAUUUUGCACAUUACAUCUUUCAUGUUUUCACAAUAACAAUGGACAGUUGACACUAUCAGCGGUCUCUACAGGGGUUAGAAAAAAGAGAAGCAUGCGCCGGUUGACCAAUAGGCUACUGAUAAUUCUGAAUGGACAAUAAGCUACAUUUAUAUUAUUAACUGAAUUUUGAUAUUGUUGUCACGUGAGUUUGCAGUAAUUUAAACGUAUUUAAGUGUUUAUUUAUUUAUGUUAAUUGCACUUGAAUUUAAAUUGUAUUUAUGACAGUUAGAAAGUCGAGUUUCGAUGUUGGCUUGUCUACACAAAUAUUCUGAACAGUUUUUGUUUGUGUAGAAUUAGAGAAUUAUUGUUGUCUGCAAGCAAUGGAGGAAUGUGUGUUUUCAAAUAGAUUCUUGAAUAAAGUCGUCUGUUUUUGUCAAAUCGA